This is a messenger RNA of Aegilops tauschii subsp. strangulata, 492 nucleotides long. Lineage: Eukaryota; Viridiplantae; Streptophyta; Magnoliopsida; Poales; Poaceae. The record is from RefSeq and is a predicted model, not a curated record.
AUGACGCUUGCCGAGCGCCGUCACCGCGCCCGCCGUCCACCCCGCACGCGCUCGCCCCGCUGCUCGCCUGCACCCACUGCCGCUACACGCCCGCCUCCCACGCGCGCCGUCGCCGCGCUGGUUGCCCCGUUGCCGUGCCUCGCACCCGCCUACUGCCGCACACGUGCACCCGAGCCCCGCCUUGCCCCUGUCGCUGCCAAGCGAGGCCACCGUCGCCUCGCCCCCCUGCUCGCCACGCGCAUCCGCGCCUGCCACUGCCGUGGCCACACCGCGCCCGCGCCAUCCGCGCCCCUGCUCCCCAGCGCGCCCUGGCCUUAUCGGCCCACGCGCCCGCAGCCCCCUCUCGCUCACGGCGCUGCCCCCCCAGUGCUCUCGCGCGCGCAGCCCUCCGUCGGCGCCGCCCUUCACCGGCGCCGCCCGCUGCUUCCCCCUGGCUGCGCGCUCCGGCGCCUGGCACACGCGCCUGCACCACCGGGGCGGGGCCCCGGUUAG